This is a messenger RNA of Leptosomus discolor (cuckoo roller), 1642 nucleotides long. The record is from RefSeq and is a predicted model, not a curated record. NCBI's taxonomy places the organism in Eukaryota, Metazoa, Chordata, Aves, Leptosomiformes, Leptosomidae.
AUGCAUUCCUGGGCACGUUCUCCUUCCCGCCGCAGUGCCGUCAUCACCGCCUCUUGGAUAGCUCUGGGAUGGGAAGAGGAGUACACGGUACGUGUCCAGCUUCAGGACCGGGUGACUGAGCUGCAGGAGGAAGCCCAGGAGGCUGAAGCCUGCCAGGAGGAGCUGGCCAUGAAGGUGGAGCAGCUCAAGGCAGAGCUUGUUGUCUUCAAGGGACUGAUGAGCAAUAACAUCACAGAGCUGGACACCAAGAUCCAGGAGAAGGCCAUGAAGGUAGACAUGGACAUCUGCCGGCGCAUCGACAUCACUGCCAAGCUGUGCGAUGUGGCACAGCAGCGGAACUGCGAGGACAUGAUCAAGAUGUUUCAGAAGCAACUGGUCCCAGCCUCGGUGGGGCGGAAGCGGGAGCGCAAGCAGGUCAGCGAUGAAGACACCUCGUUGUCGGAGAGUGAUGCCUCCCGAAAACCUGAAGAGGAAGAGGAGGACGAGACCACAGCCAUGAGUAUCAAUGAGGAAAUGCAGAGGAUGCUGAACCAGCUGAGGGAAUAUGACUUUGAGGAUGACUGUGACAGCCUCACGUGGGAGGAGACAGAAGAAACGUUGCUUCUCUGGGAGGACUUCUCUGGAUACGCCAUUGCAGCUGCAGAGGUGCAGGGGGAGCAGGACGACAGCCUGGAGAAGGUGAUCAAGGACACAGAAUCGCUGUUCAAGAGCCGUGAGAAGGAGUACCAGGAAACCAUUGACCAAAUAGAGCUGGAGCUGGCCACGGCCAAGAACGACAUGAAUCGGCACCUGCAUGAGUACAUGGAAAUGUGCAGCAUGAAGCGAGGCUUGGACGUACAGAUGGAGACUUGCCGACGGCUCAUCACUCAGUCUGGGGACAGAAAGUCUUCUGCCUUCACCCCAUCCUCCAACAGUGAGUCGGCCCCGAAUGAGGAGAGUGAGGAGUCUGACCGUGACCCCCCCAGCGAUGCUUCCAUCAGAUAAUGAGGGGAGGCCCUGCUCCUUCGGACCCCCUUCCUGGCACGGGGGUGCCUGAGCUGCGCCUGAGAGAGACUUUCAGGGAUGUGGAGCUGCUGGUAAACAUCUGUUGCCCAGGCUCACUCCUGUUUUGGGGUGCUUGGCAGAUCCCACACACCCCCGCCACUGGAUAUCUUGCAAAUGGGAAUAGUUAGAUAGACCUGAGCGCCCUCACCUGGGCUGCUCAGCCUCCAGCCUCUUCUCUAUUCCCUUCCCCUGCUUUGGUUAAAUCACGGUUUGGGCAGGGAGGCUCCAAACCUGCCACAGCAGCAUUUUCCAAGACCUGUCCCCUGGACCCCUCAGACCCACCUCGUCCGUCCUCCGUCCUGGUACGCUUGACAAGCCCCCUGCCCUCCCUGCACCACACGGAGCUGAACGAGAGCCAUACCUCCCUGCAAACUGGACCUGACACUGGUGCCAACUGGACUGAGCCCGGGGCGCUCUCUGUCCUUGCUGCUGGCCGGGUGCCCGGCUGGUCCCCGUGCCACGCCAGGCACCCCUGCCUCCUCUGGGGAGGGGGCCAAGUCUUGCUCACCGGGCACUUUGCUUUGCUGCACGUCAGCGGUGCACUUGCGUCUGUGUUACGGGGGCGAGGGGUCAUUAAAUGGGACAGUUUCCUUUUCUA